Molecule: messenger RNA, 900 nt
Organism: Hippoglossus stenolepis (Pacific halibut)
Lineage: Eukaryota; Metazoa; Chordata; Actinopteri; Pleuronectiformes; Pleuronectidae
Gene: polr2f
Product: RNA polymerase II, I and III subunit F
Exons: 5
Coding region: 141-524 (127 amino acids)
Biological process (GO): DNA-templated transcription
Cellular component (GO): RNA polymerase III complex; RNA polymerase I complex; nucleus
Molecular function (GO): DNA-directed RNA polymerase activity; DNA binding
Source: RefSeq, a predicted model, not a curated record
GCCGACCGGAACAUUUCCCCGCUGCACCGAGCCACCGGAAGUCCUACCGCUCAUGUGGGUUUGUGUUGACAACAAACAGUUUCUUCGCUAAUUUGCGAUUUAAAGAUUCACAGCGACACAGACGAGCUUCAACUUCAAACAUGUCCGACAACGAAGACAACUUCGAUGAUGGAGAUUUCGAUGACGCCGAAGAGGACGAGGGAUUAGAUGAUCUGGAAAACCCGGAAGAUGAGGACCGGGAGCAUGUGCAGAUCUUGCCGGCAGGAGACGGACAUCUGGCGAACCUGAAGAGGAUCACGACACCGUACAUGACCAAGUACGAGAGGGCCCGAGUGCUGGGGACACGGGCGCUUCAGAUCGCGAUGUGCGCUCCAGUCAUGGUGGAGCUGGAGGGAGAAACCGACCCCUUGCAAAUAGCCAUGAAAGAACUUAAGUGCAGAAAGAUUCCCAUCAUCAUCCGCAGGUACCUUCCUGACGGGAGUUACGAGGACUGGGGCUGUGACGAGCUCAUCAUAACAGAUUAAACUAAAUUAUCCAGUCACACCCUGCAGGUCAGUCAGCUGCUCAAACCCCCCGGAGACUUUAGACUGAUGCAGCCAUCAGUCGCUCAUGUCUCCAUGAGAUCCACAAAGUUUCCAGGUCACUCUGUUGAAAUAUAAACCUUUGAAAUGUAGGUUGAAAAUCUCAGGAUCGGACCGACGGUGAAAUUCAGUUAGAUUCCAUCUGUUUUAUCAGCUGCAGUUUAACCAACAACCACAAGGGGGAAAUGUAACUCAAGUCAAACUUUUACUUUGUUUUACGAAAUCUUCCUGUGUUGUAACUUGUUGUUUUGAAGGAAAGACAUGAUUUGUGUAAAAAAAACUGUUUUAUAGUUUAGAAUAAACUCUUUUGUAUAAAUAA